UGGUGAAUUCGUUAUUUAGUUUUGUUUUGUUUCUUUUAUACCUACAUAGAAACAAAGAAAAAACAUUUUGUGUGAUCAAUGUAAAAGUAUUAAAAAUUAAAAAUGGAAUAUUUGUACUUGAUUUUUAUCAGUAGCUCUGUCAAUAAAUUGAUGAUAUUUAGAUAGUGAUUAUUAUACUAUACAACUAUACUAUACAAACAUGCUAUUUGAGAACAAUUUCCUAUUAACUUCAUUUAUAUUCAUUUGGAUUGUUUAUCAGUCAAUACUUUUGGAUAUUCUAGAAGAGAAAAAGAACAAGUCACUUGAGAUUUGAAUGUACAUUUUAAAAAAAUUGUAUUUAGAAAUGGUGGCUAAGUGGUUUCAACUUCAUAUACAUAUGUUGGAUGAAACUGAUACUAUUAUCUUCUUACUGAAAAUCUUCUUUUGACAAUCAUAAAAUUGAAUAUUAACACUUUGUCAAGUCUAAUUCUAAUCACCUGAAUGCUUAUACAAUGCAAAAAUAGGAAAAUUGGUUUAUCGACCUCUAUUUUAUGCUAAAAAGGAAACUUAUGUAAUCAAGCAAAGCACUAGAAUUUAAAAUAAUUUAUCUAUUCAACAUUUGUUAUAAAGAUGAAAUUAUCAACAAUCUAAUGAUAUAUGUUCUAUGUAAAAAAAACCUUGGUUAUUGAUGACCUUCUGGAAUCAAACCUGAAGAAAAUGCAGUUAAGAGGCAUACAUCUGGUUUAUGGCGCUUAUAGUCAAACACAUCAGUAUACAAACACUGGCAAAACAAAUAUAAUUGAAUUCUUUUUGUUGAACAUUACAAUAAUGCAUUUUCAAUUAAACAUUGAAUCAAUUCUAUACUCAAUUAUGGAAAAAUUCAAACGAACACUUAAUAUAUAUAUAAUGUUUCAGUGGAAAUAUUCCAUAAAAAGAUCUUUAUAUUCAUAUCAGAAAAUUAAUCAUUCAGUAAAUAGUUCUUUAAUUAAAAAAUCAUUUAUAAUAUCAAUGUUGGUGAGUUUGAUUCUGAUGGAAAUUUCAGCAAUUGUCACUCCACCUUUCUGGAUGCCUUCGGAGAGUUGGUCUAGUUGCUCUGAAGAGUGUGGUGAUGGUAUUGAAAUACGUCGAUUUUUAUGUGUUCAAAAUGAUCACUACAACGCUACCACACUGUUGGAUGAAUCACAAUGUGAACAUUUACCCAAUCCAAGUGCACAGAAUACAGAAAACAAUCAAAGAGCAUGUAAACUCGGUCCAUGUGGUAAAGGAUAUCGAUGGAGAGUAUCUAACUGGGGACAUUGUUCACAAACAUGUGGUGGACUUGGUAUAAUGUCUCGUGAUGUACAGUGUGUUUAUUCAGGCAAAGAUGGUGAUCUCGUGAUAUCAGAUUUUGAUGCACCUUAUUAUUGUGGUAAUUAUCGUCAACCUGAGAGACAUGCAUCGUGCAAUCGAUUUGCAUGUAAGCCUGAAUUUGUCCCAGAAAAAUGGGGUAAGUGUAUCCAAAGUGAUCCAUGUCGUCCAGGCAGACAAGUACGUCAAUUAUCGUGUAUUUCUGUACAAGUCAACGGAUCACUUCGCGAACUGCCAAUGGCAGCUUGCUAUAUGACUGGGAAAGCAAUUCAACCAACAUGGCGUCGAUGUUUUGAAGAAAGUUCAAGAAAAUGUGACAGCAAACCACCAAUGAUUAAUACUGACACUUUAACUAUUGUUCAGAUGAGAAAAGUGAAAGUGAUUGAUUUGAAAGUUGGCCAGCAAGCAUUCGUAAUACCAUUUACCCGUGUAACUGUACGAUGUCCUGUACAGUAUUUUACAGCACAAGAAUUACAAUGGGCUAACCCAAACCAUGGGAUAUUAGCCUAUACAGGAGCAAUAUCUGAUAGAAUAAGGGUAGAUAAACGAGGAAGGUUACACAUACGAAGUUUCCGUCUCAUUGACGAAGGUGACUGGACGUGUAUAGCUGGUUCAAUGAAUGCCACAGUCACGUUAACAGCUAGAACUCCAGCAGCAGGAUUCCACGAUUGGGUGCAAAGAAAUAGAUUAUGGACCAAAGGUAUGCUUAGCGAUGAUCCUAAAGCAAUAGCUAUAAACCAUGAAAUUAUUCAAUGGGUUGUUGGACCAUGGAGUACAUGUUCUACAAGUUGUGGCCAAACUGGACAACAAUUUCGUGUAGUCAGAUGUGAAAAAGUUGAUAGUCGAUUCUAUCAAAUACUGAAUGAUCAAGUAUGCAUUGAUAAGCUAUUGCCAAAACCACCAAGUACACGAAAGUGUUUAGAAAGUAACAAAUGUCCAACAUGGUUCGUUGAAAACCGUGAUACAUCUGUUUGUACAGAUCGGUGUUUAGAUGUUGGUAAAGGUUCAAUUAGUGGAAAUUUAGUCUGUAUGAUUGGUGAGAGAACAGUCGCCACAAAAUAUUGCGAUAAAUUAGAUAAACCAAAUAUGGAAUGUGAAAACCCCAUAUGUCAAGUACGAUGGAACGUUAGUAAUUGGUCUCAAGUAAGUUAGUUGUUAUUGUUAUUACCAAAUUAAUUUGACUAUUAAUAUAUGCCGAUCUCCUAAAUGUUAACCAGAGGAUUUCUAAUUUGAAAUAAUGUAAUUAUAUUGGACCUUUAAACAAAAAUCUUAUCAUGUGUAUGUAGAUAUAAUGUAAGAAACAAAACCAGCCCUAUGCAUGUUUACCAGUUCAAAAGCUCCUGUGAAGUUCGUUGUACAACCAGAGAAAUACAUCAUCGCAUUCCUAAUCACCACCCUCCAAGGUUUACUAAAAUUUAGAUAAAGCGAUGAGGCUCUAUUCUGGAGUAUUUUUUAGUGUUCGUCGAAAAAUAGAUACAAAUUUAGCCUUGAAAGUUCUAUCAGACUUGUCAUGUCUUCAGAUUUCGUUUCUUGUCUACAUCAGAAGCCAUAGGACCACAAAUAAUUUGGAUGUAUAUGAGAAUAUUUUUAAAACGUCAUUCAUUCUGGCCAUAUAUUUGAUUCCGAGAAAUUAUACACACACUACUCAACUUCGUUCAACUUAAAUUUUUAAUUUUAUGAUUAUUCGUCACAAGUAAGCUGGUUUACCAAUCUAAUUAUCGUUGCAUCCGUUUCAUCAGUACUACCAUAGCUAAUACUGGAUUCUUACAUCAAGGUCAUUUAUUUCAAAUCUAUUCAAAUUCUAUUCUUAGUCUUGUGCAACCAGCUGCAAUAAUCAGCCUAUUAUAUAAUUUUGUUUUCAUUUAAAUCUUGCAUACAUCGCCUCAGCAACUGAUUACUGUAUUUAGAGAAAAUAUUGAGAUACGUUAAUGGUAGAAAUAGUAAAGAAUUUAUUGAUUAUAUCAGAAUGAGAAGAAAAUUAAACGUCUGAUGUUUCUGAGUUCAAAGUUACUUCUUCAAAGAAUGCACUUUAGAAUUAAUAAACUACCAUUUAUUUGGUAUUCAUUUUAUACUUAUUUUUAAAACCUGUAGAUUAGUGGACGGCCACAACGAGGAACUAAUUGGAAAAGAAAAUAUAUCCCCGCAACUCGUAUUCUUCAAUGUUUCAAAUACAGAUAAUCAUAGUAAGAGUGGUAAAAACAACAAACACUCAGUGUAUUACUUUCUUUAAUCAAUGAAUGAGCAAGUUGUAUAGUCAUCAAAUACUUUCUGUUAAGUUGUCAUGAAGGUCAAUUCAAGUUAAAUCUCCUCACAGAUGCUUUCGACCAAUUAUUCACAGAACCAUAGUAAAUCCGUCAAUAAAUUUGUAAAGAUUUAGUGAUUUAAGCAGUUCGAAUAUGUUACAUUCAGCUACAAUCUUUCUAAUUCUAAAAACAUUUGAGAUAAAUUAUAGAUUAGCAAAAAUACACUAUCUUAUUUACUUUUUUAAGUCUUUCCACUGUGUCAUAAACUAUCACUAGUUAAAUUAGAGCUACUUGAAAAUAUAUUAUGGAAUAAGUAUGUUUAUUUUUAUUUUAGUGCUCACGUUCAUGUGGUGGAGUUGGUGUUCAAGCUAGACACCUUCUGUGUACUUGGUCACAUAAUGGUGAAUUGGCAGGUUCAUUGUGUUAUUCCCAUCAACUUGCUAUUCCAGACGUGAUACGAUCAUGUGAAGUACCUCCAUGUAAAUUAGGUUGUGUUGACAUGUCUAAACACUGUUCAAAGAGGGUGGAACUAUGCAAAUUUACAAUAUAUCGUUAUCAAUGCUGUGAAUCAUGUCAACGUUAUGUACAAAUGAUUUCAUCCACAAAAGAUUCUUUGAAAAACUUUCAAAACGAGAAAUUCUCUGACAUAUUUUCUUAAUCAAUAAAAACAAUGCAUUUAUACAAGUACAGAAGAUAAUCAAAAAAAGCACAAUAAUUCAUGGGGUCAUUAACAUACACUUAAAACUGAUUGACCUCAGGAUUGUUUUUCUGGCGGGUAAAAUGAACAAAACAAAAUUAUUUAUAGUUUAUCUUAUUAAUUUUCUUUUUUUUCCAGUUCUGAUAACUCUUUUGUUCUCUUUCUCUCCUCUACGCAAAGAUAUAUAUGCUCAUUUUGUUAUCAGCAUUUACACAUGUAUUCGAAAAAAAAAACUACUUAAACGCACUAAAAAACAGUAACAAACAACCGGUGCCCAGCAUCACUAUACUUAAUAUUAUUUCAUAAUUACAUACCAAACUAUAUCAAUGUACAAGUGUCAAUAUAUAAACAAAAUAUUUUGAUAAUUAAAGUAUAUUUACCUGAAUACCACUAAACAAAUCUUAAUUAUGAGGAACAAAAGUAAGAUAGAACAUUAAAAUAAAACAUACUACUACUCCAUUUUUCAUAUGAUGUUUGUACAAAUUGUACAUACACAAUAAUAAACAAACAACAAACUGUAUUUAUCACUUAAUUAAAAAUAAUUAACAAGAAUGUCAUCAUAUUUACAGAAAUAUGUGAACAUAAACAGAGUGAAAUUGUUUUAUUAAAAAAAAACUCAAAAAUAACAUUUAUUUUACAAUGAUGCAUAUAUAAUGUACAACUAUCAGUCAAUAUGAACCAUACACAAAAUGCACACUUACACACACAUACAAACACACACACAUACAAACACAGAUACAUACAACGAAUGAAAGCUAUCAUAUUACGCUUUAUGAUAUGAAUAAUUACUGAAAAACUACAAAUAAUACAAACAGUUCAAAAUUAAAACUUUCAGUCCUGCUCUUCUUUUAAAUCAAAUUAUGUAAGGCUAUCGAGACAAAGAUAAUAAUAAUUCUAUGCAUACCUUCAGCAUUUUCUCUUACCUCUUACAUUAUAUAUAUAAUGAGAAUGUUUCGUAAUUCAGUUGAAUGUAAACGUUUUCAAUUAGGUGAAUGCAUACGUGUGACACUGUUUCAAAGUAAAUGACUGUUUCAAGCGCAUAACAGACAACUAAUAAAUGAGAAUAAUGGAAGUAAUUAGGCACCAGGUAAAAAGAAGAAGCAGUAACAAUCAAAUGGACGAAAAGAGUAAAUACCAAAUGAAGUAUAUUGUUUGUUGAUC
Molecule: messenger RNA, 5427 nt
Organism: Schistosoma spindalis
Lineage: Eukaryota; Metazoa; Platyhelminthes; Trematoda; Strigeidida; Schistosomatidae
Source: the annotation of a GenBank genome assembly